GUGUUCGAAUGAACGCUCUGAGCGUUCGUGUCUUAGGGUGAAAUUUUCUAGCAUAUCUAAUCACUGUACUUUGGAUUCGGACUAGUAUCUGUACCAUGGAUAUUGGUUUCUAUUACUCCAAUAUACACAUACUGAAAAUCAUACAAAAAUGUUAUUAGUACAUGUAUGACCAUUAUUACUUUUGUUUGCAUCUUUCUUGAAUGCAGGAGUCUUAUAACCUGGGUUGGCUGAAGCAUUUCAUUCUUCUGGGGCACUUAAUUAGUGGUUUCUAGCACAGCACAAUUAUACCACAACCCUGACUAUAAAGCUGCUUCUAAGCAUAACAAAACAAAGCUUAUCUAUAGUUUUGCUGUGAGGCAAUUUAGUACUGGACAUUCCUGUGUAUUGGGUGUGUCAGUUUAACAAGAGAUCAGCUGUGCCUGGUGCCGAUAUUUUCAUUUGCAUACAAGCCAGCAGCAUUUAGUAGACAACCAAACAGACUGGUGGUCAUUUCUAUGCCAUUAAAAUUCAGGGUGAAUCUUAUUAUUGCUAUUUAAUGGGAUGCGAGAGGACCUAACCAGUUUCUCCUCUAUAUGGAAAGCAUUCUGGUAUCUAUGAACCCAUCACGACCUUCUACAGCAGGGUUUAUUGAACUUCAUGUAUAUCAAGUUCCAGAUGAUCUAUGGAACUUCAAGUUAAAUAAGGUUUCCACUGAUGUGAUUAGUAAGUUCAUGUCAGUUGGGUUUAUAAGGGUGCCACCUGACAUGAAACUACGAACACUGAGAGAGAGACUUGGGGAAUUCCUGGGUGAUGACAUUAUACUUGAUAAGUUUGCAUUCCUAAAAUGUGUUGGCAGAAGCCUAGCAGUGGUAAAAGCAAAGCAAGAACAAGAGUUAAAGCUGAAGUCAUUUGCUCCACCUUAUGCUGCCCAACCUGAAUUGUAUCUACUAUUGGGAGCAGAAUAUGAAGGAAGUACCUAUGGAUCAUCCAUCAUUUCUGAUGAAGCUCAAUCUAGUUCUGAAUAUAAUGCAUCUGACAGAUCAUCAUCUAGACUGGUCCAACAAAGCAGCAUCCAGUCAAUAAGCCACCCACUUAGUGAAAUAAAUAUUAAAGAACCAAUACUUUCUUCAAAAGAAAAGCAUGACAAUACUACCACAUUUACCAGAAAAGAACAAGACAUAGUGAAGAGCAUGAAUGUGUUGCAUCUCGAAGAACAGAAUCUGAACAAAGAAAAACACAUUUCGCUUAUGGGACAAGGAAAGUUGCCAGCAGCUGCUAGUAAAAUCACAGAACAUGGUACUGAUGCGAAAAACAGCAAAGGAAGGAACACAACAAGGGAUUCUGGUAUUCCUGAAUCACUUGGUGGACGAGAAAUUGAUCAUUUGCAUAAUAGCAGCCAAGAACAGCUUAUACCUUCAGAUUCUACCAAGAGUCACAGUGAAAGAAGGAAUAAUCAGUUUGGUGAUAAUUCCUUUAGACCUCUACUGGAGCCUGCACAGUACCAUGCUCCUCCAUCCCCUCCACCUCUGCUGGCUUUCCCUACAGUCAAGGCUCCAGUACCCAAGGCUUCAACACAAAAGGUAUCUCUUGUUCAACAGCUGAACCAGCUUAAAGAUGAAAGAAUGCAAAUGGAGAAAGCUAGGGAAGAGCUGGUCAGGAAAGCAAAGGUGCUGAUUGAACAAUACAAACUUAAGAGACAUCAAGCCCGAGAUUCCUGGAAAAAGAAAUAUUUUGAAAGAAAAAAAGUCACGUCAGUGCUUGAGGAGACUCUCAACAAGCAGCGUAAUGACUUGGAGGUUUACUACAAGAAACUAAUGAUACAACUUGCUGCCCGGGAUAGCAGAAAGCGUUCCAAAGCGCCAGCACUAGCUGCAAAUUCAAAGAAUGCUGUGAUAAUUUCAAUAACUACAAAACAGCAUGAACUUGAUCAACUGAAACGCAAAGUGGAGAAUGCAAGGAUCAAGCUUCUAAUUGAAAUCAAGAUGAGGAAACAAGCAUCAUCUGAACUGAAUGUACUUAAGGCAGAGCUGGCACAGAAGAAGGCCCAAUCAUCUUUAAACACACCACCAGUUUUUGUCCAUUGAGCUAGCAGUCUGAAGAUCAGUCCAGAGGAUACAGAGUAUUUAUUGCAGUAACUUUUUGUAUGUCCAUGAUUCUGCUUAUACAGUUUCUUGUCUGAAUUGAACUGAAUGGAGUUAGAGGAAGACAGUAUAUGGAACUUACUUUUCUGUAUAUAUUCAUGCUUGUUUUAUAUGCUAGCUGUUUCUGUAUAUAACAUUUUAAAUAUUAAUGUAUGCUUAAUAUGCUAGAUUGCUUUUUUUAAAAACAAAAAAAUAUAUAUUUGUCACUCACUUUAAUGUUGUAUUAACACACAUACAGAGAUUCAUAAAAUUAUAAGGACUGUUAAACUGUCUCUGUAGUCUAUCUUAUAGCAAAAUCAGGAGAAUUCCACUAAGGAUUCACACUGCCAGCAACGCUAGGGUAAUCUUGUAAGUAGUGUUGAUUUCCCAUUAGUAUCAACUACUGUGCCAUUACCCUUAAGCUGCUGUGAGAGAGGACUGUUUUAUAAAGAACCGGACCCAAGAAUACCCGCUAUAGAUGUGUAAUAAUGAGGUUAAUAAGACGCUGAAUCACAAAUAUAAUUAUGCAUCCACAUGGAAACUCGAAACCAAAAGACUAAUAUAAUAUAAUAGAGGUUGAUAAAGCAGGACAUAAACCCACAACUGAUCUCACCAAACAAAUGCUUGCCCAAUGCACAUAUUGCCCAUAGCUAUAGGUUAUUUAGGGGCACCGUGUUCUCUCUACCCAUGUACCAAGAAUUACUAUAUUACUUUGAUUGUUUGAGAUUUUGGACCUAAGCCCCAUCCAUCACCCAAAUUUCAACCUUUGUGCUAUAUAUUUUUUUUUUUAAUUUUUGUGUGUUUUUUGUAGCUGCAUAUUCUUGUGUAAGGAAUAAAGAAUAUUUUGUGUAUUUAUAAACAUUUGAUUAAAAGUGACUCCUUUUUAUGAUGGAUUCUUUCUUUUGUUUUUGAUGCUGCUACCAUAUCCCCCCCCCAGAAGCUCCCACUCACUACGUCAGGGAUCCCCAACCUUUUUUACCUGUGAGCCACAUUCAAAUGUUAAGAGAGUUGGGAAGCGACACAGACAUGAAAAAUGUUUCUGGGGGUGCCAAAUAAGGGCUAUGAUUAGCUAAUUGGUAGCCCCUAUAUCGACUGGCAGCCAAAAGGAGGUUAAGUUUGUUAGUACAUCUGUUUUUUUAUGCAACCAAAAUGUGCCUCCAAGCCAGCAAUCUAAAAAUAAGAACCUGCUUUAAAGCUACUGCGAGCAACAUCCAAGGGAUUGGUGAGCAACAUGUUUGUGUUUAGUUUUGGUCUCCUUUGCUCAAACAGGAUAUUCCGUUUAAAUAUUUGGAAAGGAUUUUUUAUUGUGAGAGCUGUGAAGUUGUGAAAUUCCCUCCCUGAAUCAGUCGUACUGGCAAAUACAUUAGAUAGCUUCAAGAAGAGGUUAAAAUUCUUUCUGUACCAUUCAGAUGUGCUGGUAGGGGCCACUGCUCCUGAUAGUCAAUGUGCUGCCAUGGGACAGCAUAGUUGCUUAAAAACCAGACUGAAGAACUUAGAAAGCUAAAUAAAUGCAAUAUAUGCAAAAAAUACAAAAUAAAGACCAAUUGCACAUUGUCUCAGAAAAUCUAUGUCUACAGGGGAUACUUAACAGUUUGGUUCCCAAUAUUAUAUGGAGUGCUUCACUGGGGCUUGGUGAUCCUUUCCUUUUUUUCUUCAAACACUACAUAUGACAUAAGCCUAAAGAAUACUUUGGAUAUGCAUAAGGCUGUGGUUGAUUUGGAACAAUUCUGAACUGAUAUAUGAAUUAUUUAAUUUACUAGAUCAGCUGGUUCUUUUCUGCUGUCAGAUCUGAUUAUUCAGUAUAAACUCUUUUGACUUUUAUCACCUAAAAGGAAAUCAAAUGUACUUUUAAUACCAAUGUUAUAAGAAAAUGUAUUACAUUAGUACGUAAGUUGUACAAACACAUUUUUUGCACAGAUGCCUUUAAUCAUAGGCUUAUUGCAAAGAAGUGGGGAAAUGUAAAGCCCAAAUCUCCAAUCACAAGACUUUACCCACUGCAAAUAGAGGGGUGGGGAGGGGAAGUGAUUAAGAUUUAAUUACAUAAUACAGAAAAUCAGUUGUUCAAAAUAACAGGAGACAAACAAUUCAAAGUUUAACCCAUGAGGUUGUCUGAUGUGUAAGGUAAAGAUCCACGUCACUUCUUUUAUGUUGAGAAAGUUAAACAAUUUUGCCUCCUCUGCAAUUCAGAAAAACUCUUGCUAUUCUGGUUACAGAAAAAUCUACUGUCUACUUGUACUACAUUGUUUUCAUUAGGUGUCUCUUUUUGUCUGGCUUACAGAUUGCUUUUUGCAUUUAUUGCAUGUGAUUAAUAAAAUCAUAUUUUUUGUG
Xenopus tropicalis (tropical clawed frog) is the source of this 4427-nucleotide messenger RNA. It is a transcript of the gene spata1, whose product is annotated as spermatogenesis associated 1. The transcript has 12 exons. Lineage: Eukaryota; Metazoa; Chordata; Amphibia; Anura; Pipidae. Bases 573 to 2063 code for a protein of 496 amino acids. The record is from RefSeq and is a predicted model, not a curated record.